UCAAUCUGUUAGCAAAGCUAAACGGUUAGCUUAGCUUGCAGCUACAUUCAUUUCCAAUGGCGUCCAUCAACUGCUACUACUCCUUGGUGUUGGUGGUGGUUGCACUGGCCUCGGCGCCGUCGGCCGCCGUGGCCGGCGACCCUGACAUCCUCAGCGACUUCAUCGUGCCGACUUCCAUGAUCGGCAUGCCACCGAUGAACAUCACCGGCGACUUCUUCACCUACACCGGCUUCCGCAACAUUACCAUGCCGAUGCCGAUGCCAGGGGCGCAGAACUUCACUGUGACCAAGGCCACCAUGAUGGAAUUCCCUGCACUCAAUGGGCAAAGCGUGGCCUACGCCAUGCUCAAGUUCCCCUCCGAAUCCGUGAACCCACCACACACCCACCCCCGCGCCGCCGAGCUGCUGCUCGUCCUUGACGGCGCGCUCUCCGUCGGCUUCGUCGACACGGCCGGCAAGCUGUACACGCAGGACCUGGCCGCCGGCGACAUGUUCGUGUUCCCCAAGGGCCUGGUGCACUACCAGUCCAACCCAGGCCAAAGCCCCGCCGUUGCGCUCUCCGCAUUUGGCAGCUCCGCGCCCGGCACCGUGUCCGUGCCCGUCACCGUGUUCGGCACCGGCGUCGACGAGGCCGUGCUGGCCAAGUCGUUCAAGACCGACCUUCCCACCGUGCAGAAGCUCAAGGCAGCGCUCACUCCACCUCCCAAGAAGUGA
Molecule: messenger RNA, 713 nt
Organism: Triticum aestivum (bread wheat)
Lineage: Eukaryota; Viridiplantae; Streptophyta; Magnoliopsida; Poales; Poaceae
Product: germin-like protein 9-3
Exons: 1
Coding region: 57-713 (218 amino acids)
Molecular function (GO): manganese ion binding
Source: RefSeq, a predicted model, not a curated record